Dendrobium catenatum is the source of this 426-nucleotide messenger RNA. RefSeq lists its product as uncharacterized. Lineage: Eukaryota; Viridiplantae; Streptophyta; Magnoliopsida; Asparagales; Orchidaceae. The record is from RefSeq and is a predicted model, not a curated record. Bases 1 to 426 code for a protein of 141 amino acids. The transcript has a single exon.
AUGGGCUCUCUCAUGGUAGAGAAUAUCCCCAAGAAAAGCUUCAUGCCUUCAAUAUCACCAAAAGACCAUAACCUCCCUAUCUGCCAAACCACCAACAAACUAGACACCAAUCUCUUCGGCCUCAGGCGCAGAAUAUCUUCCUUUUCCUCCUCAGCUGCUUCCACAUGGGGAACUCUCUGCCGCUGCCAGUCUGCGCCGGCAUUCAUCUGCAAGGAUGCCAACGGCCCAUUGCAGCGCUGGUGGAUAUGGGGCUUGGCUUGGCUCCUCGCAAUAAAGCCAGGCUUUCCGAAAGACUUGGAGAUGAAUGAGGAGGCAAUGAUGCUUAGCUUUAAGAGGAAAGGGAGCCUUCGCCAUAUCUUUUUCAAGAUAGGUUCGGAUGUGAGGAGGAUUGCUCGAUCAGAGACUUUGCCAACGACAUAUAGAUGA